AGAGCAGCACUACAUUUCCCGCCAUGCAAGAGGGCGGUGGGAGGGCUUUCGAAAGGAGACGGAAGAUACAGUCAGCAUACGACCGGAGAAGGACUCAGGAAGCCGGCAAGUGCCACUACGGAGUCGUAAGCGGUGUUCUGAAGGGACCCGAGCAAGCGGGUGAAGAUGGCCGGGGAAAUGACCAUGCUGGGUUCUGCAAUUUUGACUCUCCUGUUAGCUGGAUACUUGGCCCAACAGUAUUUGCCUAUGCCCACACCGAAAGUAAUAGGGAUUGACCUUGGCACCACUUAUUGUUCAGUUGGGGUGUUCCUUCCUGGCACGGGGCAGGUGAAAGUGAUUCCUGAUGAAAACGGACACAACAGCAUCCCAAGUAUUGUCUCAUUCACUGAGAAAGAUGUAUAUGUGGGAUAUGAUGGACUUGAGCUGGCAGAUGCAAAUCCACAGAACACUGUGUAUGAUGCAAAGCGCUUUAUAGGAAAGAUUUUCACACCAGAGGAACUGAUAAGAGAAAGUAGUAGGUACCCCUUUAAGGUCCUUAACAACAAAGGAGCUGCUGAAUUUUCUGUUUCGAUGAAUGAGACGUUCAGUGUAACACCAGAAUACAUUGGUUCUCAGCUGCUCUUGAAAUUGAAGAGGAUAUCAGAGGAGUAUCUUGGAAUGCCAGUUUCCAAAGCAGUGAUUUCAGUGCCAGCUGAAUUUGAUGAAAGGCAGCGAAACUACACAAUUAAAGCAGCAAACCUUGCCGGGCUGGAAAUCUUGCGAGUAAUUAAUGAGCCUACUGCUGCAGCAAUGGCAUAUGGCCUCCACAAGGUCGACGUGUCCAAUGUUCUGGUGGUAGAUUUGGGUGGAGGAACACUGGAUGUUUCUCUGCUGAACAAGCAAGGAGGAAUGUUUUUAACACGAGCUAUGGCAGGUAACAACAAGCUUGGUGGGCAGGACUUCAAUCAACGGUUGAUGCAAUAUCUAUAUAAUGAGAUCUAUCUCAUGCAUGGCUCUCUGCCUUCCAGAAAGGAAGAGAUACAUAGACUCAGACAAGCUAUCGAAGCUGUCAAACUAAAUUUGACAAUUCACCACUCUUCCACAAUCAGGGUUUCUCUGACUAUGCCAGAGAAGAAGGACCAACAUCAACACUUGCAGAAGCAGAAUAAGAACCAGCAUGAAAAUAUUGCUUUAGAAUCUCAAAUGAAGAGUAUGGAGGACAGCUUUUCAGAAACACAGAGUGAUAAUACUUGGAAAAAAGUUGUCUUUGAAACAGAAAUUUCCCAAAAACUCUUUGAGACAUUAAAUGAAGACCUUUUUGAGAAGAUCCUUGUGCCCAUUGAGCAGGUGUUGGAAGAAGGGCAUCUCCACAAGACCGAAGUAGAUGAGAUUGUGUUAGUUGGAGGCUCCACCCGAAUUCCAAGAAUACGUAAAGUUAUUACACAAUUCUUUGGGAAGAAACCCAACACUUCUGUUGACCCAGAUUUGGCUGUGGUCAUAGGGGUGGCUAUCCAAGCAGGAAUUGUUGGAGGAUCAUGGCCUCUUCAAGUCAGUGCUGUGGAAAUCCCAAACAGGCAUUUACGAAAGAGAAAUUUCAAUUGAGUUUCAGUAUUCGUAUACCUUCUGUGUUAUUCCUAACUUUUGAUCCAUUUGCAUGGUACUGGGCUUUGCAGAGUCUGUUAGUUUGUCCCUCAUUUUCCUUUGCAAAGGUUUGGUAAUUUGAAACUGAGAGGGGUUAAUUUCUACUUGAGCUGCAGAAAAGUGUGCUCAUUUGUGAAAACUAGUGGUCAAAAACACUGUUCAUGAAAAGUAACUUUGUCCCCCCCCUCCCCCAGUUGAGUAAUCACCAAAGCCUCCAGACUUCAUUACUUGAAAAGAGAAUUAAAUAAUUCUGGAAUUAUGAUGGCAAUAGUGUUGACAUUGUCUCCUGGCUCUUCCCAGGUAUUUGUAUUGCCUGUGCUCGACUCGGCACAUUGCAGUAUUUAUUCAGACGUUCAUGUUAAAUGACAUUUGAAAGCACUUUCUCAAUGUUGCAUUCAAGCUUGAAUGUUUUAGACACCGUUAUCAACAUUUCUUGUCUAAUGUGUUCCUUAGCAGUAAUGGCCAUGGGAAAUUAUUACUUCUGAAGAGCUGUUUUAAUAUUUUCUACUUUGAGGUGGUAAGAAAUCAUGGUUAUGAAAGGUUGAGAGAGAGAGAGAGAGAAUAGCAUCUGAGCAUCGACAGUUCAGAUGUCAAGCUAAACAAAUGCUUAGUGUUACAUGAAUUGGAGUGGUACACUCUUCCAGCAAGAUCAUGAUUCGAAGCUUUUGCUUUCCAUUUUCCAGUUAUUCGCAGUUUUACCAUUAUGUUGAAUCUUUAAACUUGUAACUAUUGAUAUGAACCAAUGUCAUAAACUCUUGUUUGAACUUGACUUGUUUCAAUGACCAUUGGAAUUGCACAAUGUGUCAGCCAGAAAUAAGGAAAGUAUAUAGGAAUGAGGUUUGCUUUGAAUAAACCAUGGCUGGGCACUUUCUGGCCCUCCAUUUUUUUCUAAAGUAGCCCAUCACUGUUGGCAAAUACAUUCAGUGCUGUGGGAUGAUGGGAGUUGUACAGAGACAUCUGAAGAGAUACAAAGUGCUCAUACUAAACUGUAGUUUAAUAUGUUCAGAUGAAGGCACUGUAUGUAUCUCAGUCUGAUGGCUGUCUUCCAGUUCUGAUAGACUAAUACUCCUGAAGUUAUUUCAUAAGGACAUUCUUUUGUCUGCACUUUAGCUGUUGCUGUUUUUGCACUUCAGGAAACAGUUUAACAUUCCAUGUAAAACCUCAUUUGAAAUAGUACAUUCAGUUACUGUUUUGGUAGAAAGUAAUGUAUUGGAUAGAAAUAUUCCAUGAUUAUUGAAUGAGAACACUCCAUGCUUGAUAAUAACAAUAUUGGUAUUCUGAGGCUGCCAUUGGUCUGUAGUAUUGGAGGAAGCAUAUAACUGUUUACUGCUCAUACUAGGUUUAGAUUUGUUUUCAAAACUGUUAGUUGUCUUAAUUUAAAUGGUCUAAAUCAUUUGCAAGUCCCAUCAUAAGUGAUUCCAUUAGAUCAACAAGAUGUAUGUACUUGUUGAUUUAUACAAAGGAUAGCCGGAAAGUAAGGUUACAAGAUUUUUUUAAAAUACAAAGAAUGAAAACUUGCAUGGAUUAUAGCAUAGGUAUUACAUUAUUUUUCCACAUAAUCCUAAUUCAGUUCAAUACAUUUUGUCAUCCAUGCGAUGAGGUUUUUGAUGCCUGUGUCAUAGAAGUCUCCCGCCACCUUUUUGAGCCAGUUCAUCACUUUGAUUUUCACCUUGAUGUCAUCAGAAAAGUGUUUUCCACCCAGGUGUUCAUUCAAUUUAGUGAACAGAUGAUAGUCAUUGGGUGCGAGAUCAGGGCUUUGAGAGGGGUGGCUUAAAACAUCCCAACCAAAUGAAGUCAGCAACUCUUGUGUUUCAUGAGCAGUGUGUGGAUGUGCAUUGUCAUGAAGGAGAGACUCCUGCCAUCAGCAUCCCACAACGUUUGUUUUGGAUGGCUCUGUAAAGUUUCUUUAUAGUCUCACAAUAUCUUGCAGCAUUGUUUCUCCUCUUUCCAAAAAAUGAAAAGCAGAACCCCUUUUCUGUCCCAAAAAACUGACGCCACCAUUUUUCUCAGAAUGAAUCGCAGAGGCAUUCAUGCCUGUUAGCAUUUAGGUAGCGUAUUACAGCUUAAACUUCGCACUUGGUGGGUAAUGGAAUGAGGAUGCUCAUUUCUAACCUUCACCACAAUGCCAGUUGAUGAGUAGUGCCAGGCAUCAGUAGCUUGUUUGCUUCCGCUGGCUUCCCACCACACAGCAGUGAUACCAACUUCCUCUCUGAAAAUUCUCCACGAGAGCUACGUGCUUUGUAACCUUACUUUCCGGAUAACCCUUGUAAUUCAGUAGUUGGUUUAGUGGGCCUGCUCUAUUUGAGAUUAGCAAAUGAGUGAGGGCCAGACGGAUUAUUUUUCAAUCCUAAAUUAUCUAAAACAAUACUGAGGUUUCUUUUCUUUUUUGGCUUUUGGUAUUCAUUCACAUGGACAAAUGGAAACCUGGCAAAGUAAUUUUUCUCUUGGCUAAAAGCAUUUCAGCAUAAUUGGGGAAGUAGUUACAAGGAUUAAAUGGUGACUGCCUAUUUUACACAUGCUUUUCUAUGUGCGCUCUUUGUUAGAACCAUUUGUGUGUGGAGCAAAGCUUAUACUGUAUUGAUAUCAACUACUUGCCCAGUUUUCAGGGAACUGUGAAUCAUUCUCAGUACUCAAACUUGGCUUCCCUUUCCUUUAAAUCUUAGUUCACAAUCUGAAGAGCAAACUGUUUUUAAAUUUUUGUUUUAACAGUUCUGAGUCUUUAGGUGUCAGUUGUUUCAUUUUUUUAAAGUACAAAAAAUUCCACUGGCCUUAAUGGUUCUUUGGAUUUGGACUGUACUUUUUCUAAAUCUGAAACUCUUCACACAUUUCACGUGUGAGGGAUGUGUGGUACUCCAGAUGUUUAACUUCAGUUCCCAUUAGUCCUACCUAACAUCACUUGAGAAGAGGGAUGAUGGACAUUGCUGUCCAACAAUAUCUGGAAGAUUACACAGCCUUCAUUUCUGAUGUGUGCCUUAACUCAUUUCUGACAUAUGGUGACUCUUAAGGCGAGGUUUUCUUGGUAAUUUUUUUUUUCAGAGGAAGAUUUAUUUGCCUUCCUCUUGGUAAAAGAAUGUGACCUUCCCAAAGCCAGUCUGGGUGUGUUCACCAUGUAAGCUGUCUUUCCAUCUCUUAAAACUGCACCAAUUAAUUGAGACAUACACUAGAUACUGUAUACUCUUGAUGAUAGAAAAGGGAAGUCAACAGUUGAAUUGAAAUAGUCUUUUAUAUUCUUGCCAACACAAAGCCUUCUCCAGUUGCUUGCAAAGUUGGUAGCAGUGCUCAUUUAUAUUAAUGUUUUGUUUGAUUAAGCAAGAAAAGGAAUGCUUUACCUCAGUGUAUUAUAAAUGCUGUUGAUCUGUUUUUUUAUUAUUAUUUUGAAAUAUGUUGGAACCAUAAGUUAUUAGGUAAUGAUUUUUAUAUAGUCCAAACAUGUUAAAAGUUAAACUUUGACAUAUGGCAUUCAUAUGGGUAAUAGGCUAAUCCUAUUUUGUGUUAAAAUUGAACAAAUUAAUACCAAGGGAACAUUUUUUGUAUCUUACAUUCAGAUUUAGCAGGAAGAAGAAAGCAUUUUCUUUGUAUUUUGAAGAACAAAAGGAAAGCCGCCUCUGGUGGACCAAUCUAUCUAACUAUUAUGGGGCAGAUACAGACCUGCACAGGUAGUUAAAGCAGAAUAGAUGUGCUUGCUUUUGACCCUUAACAUUACAUCAGGGUGGAGAACUUUCGGACGACAACUCCUUUCAUACCUUGCCAUUGGCUAGACUUCUGAAAACUAGGCUCAGUGCUGAGAUUGAGAUUUAGCUGCAGGGUUAGAAGAGUUGUUUUACAGAGAUAAACACAUUUUGGACAUCAUCCAUUGAUUCUCAACCUGUGGGUCCCCAGAUGUUUUGGCCUUCAAUUCCCAGAAAUCCUAACAGCUGGUAAACUGGGAUUUGUAGGCCAAAACAGCUGGGGACCCACAGGUUGAGAACUACUGAUUUUUACACAAAAAAUAAUCACUGUAAAAUGUUUCUUUUUCAAGACACUGCUGUCUAAAGAAAAAGAACAUGCUUAUGUGUUCAAAUUGUUCUCAUGCGUGUCUGUUAAAUUACUGUGUAUGAAACAAGAUUUAUACUUUCUUAGAAGUAUAGUAUGUUAAGUUAGCUAAGACAGUGGUCAGUCUUUUUUCGCUGCUGCUACAGUUGUUACUAGAUUGUUGCACAGAAAAUGGGUGAAGGCUACUGUGGAACAUCUUUCUUGAAUGAUGCGUUUAUGAAAUUGACUUUUUGUAUAAAAAUAAAAGGCCUUUUUCUA
Messenger RNA from Anolis sagrei ordinatus, 5910 nucleotides. RefSeq names its product heat shock protein family A (Hsp70) member 13 (gene HSPA13). Gene Ontology annotation, molecular function: ATP binding; ATP-dependent protein folding chaperone. Lineage: Eukaryota; Metazoa; Chordata; Lepidosauria; Squamata; Anolidae. Gene Ontology annotation, cellular component: nucleus; plasma membrane; cytosol. The record is from RefSeq and is a predicted model, not a curated record.